Molecule: messenger RNA, 1187 nt
Organism: Cryphonectria parasitica EP155
Lineage: Eukaryota; Fungi; Ascomycota; Sordariomycetes; Diaporthales; Cryphonectriaceae
Exons: 3
Coding region: 282-602 (106 amino acids)
Source: RefSeq, a predicted model, not a curated record
CCCGUUCUUCAACGUAAAGAAAACAACCACAGAUUAAUUCGCCAUUAACAUCUGCGUCGUCCUCAUCGUUGUCGUCGUCAGCAAGCCAAAAGAAGACCAGUUCGAAUUUAGCCGCACCGUGAAAGGGGAAUUAAGUCUCUCCCUCUCUCAUUUCCCAGGAAGAAAAAGAAAGCCAGAGAGGCUCCACACUACCACUUUAUCCCUUCCUUUCUUUCUCAUUCGAGAAAGAGACAAUAGCCACCAGACAAAAGACAGGACACUCAUUAUCCCAUCUAUCAAAGAUGAAGUCCUUCGCCCCCCUUGUUGUGGCUCUCACCGCCGUCUUCGCUCCGGUGGUCCUGGCUCACCCCGGUCACGGCUCCGUCGCCCCUCUGAUUGUGCCGCGCGCCGACAACACCACGGAUGACAACAACAACUCGACCAACACCGUGGCGACGGACCAUAUCCCGAUCUUCCAGGCUGCAGACUGCGUUUGUCCUGCUGCCGUGUGUGAUCCGCGGUUGAAUGCGGCCAGCAUUUGCGCAUGCCAGGCCCAGGCCAAACUCGCCUGCUACAUGCAGUCCAACGGCGCCUGCCCAAAGCCCGCUGAUGGUGCCUGUUAAAAUACCAAAAAAAUUAGAAAGAUGACUGUGUGAAGUCAUCUUCCUACAUGGACCACUCUAAGAGGCGACGUUGCUUUCGACGCCUCGGAUUAUUUCGUGCAACGCUUUUUUAUUUUAUUUUUUUUUACUACCGGGCGCCAUUCGGACGGAGAAUUGAUUGCUUUAGUUUGCCCUUCUUGCCCUUUCCCUUUCCUAAUCUCCUCCGUCUUUGAUAAACGCCCUGUAGGCGGCAGGUGGAUCCUAGUUUCGGAAACACGGUACCGGCUAUGUAAAUAAUGGGAGGGCGGGGGUCCCUUGAGACACCAAAAAAAAUACACGCGAGGGCAAGCCCAUCAUCGCCAGAUCCUUCCGGCCGGGGGAGGGGGGACAAGGUACUGAAACAACCUGCUCUCUUCGUCUAUAAUAUCUUGCCAUAGUACUAUUGUAUAUUCUGGGUGGGAACAGAAUUUUGAUGGGAAGGAUGGGACAGGAAAGUGUUGAGAGCCGGCGAUGAUGAAGAGAAUAGUCGUGGUGGGUCUUUUCUUCCGGCUAAAAGUACCUAAAAUGUCAUCUCUCACGUACUGGUAAUGAAAUUUCUCAUAUUUU